AUGUUCGAGACCUUUCAGGACGUGGAAGCGAGAUCGUCUAUGUCGUCGAAGAGCAGCGUCAAUGUGGUCCAGCGCGAUCCCACUGCAUCUCCGAUGACUUCAGACAUAGCGACGUCGAUGUCUGCAACCACUGUGAGCAAGGAGAAACAGGAAAGCACAACGGGGGGUCAAGGUCACAUCGACGCUUCUACUUCGACCUCGAAUCUCCAGUUCGUGUCAAUUGUUCUUGCAUUGUGUCUUGCAAUAUUCCUAGUCGCACUGGACAACCUGAUCAUCUCGACGGCAAUCCCCACCAUCACGAACACAUUCCACUCGCUCGACGACGUUUCUUGGUAUGGCUCUUCCUACCUCUUCACCACAUGCUCCUUCCAACUCGUCUUCGGAAAGGCGUACACGUUUGUUUCGCCGAAGUAUGUCUUCGUCUUCGCCAUCUUUCUGUUUGAGGUUGGCUCAGCCGUGUGUGGUGCUGCACCCAGCUCCGUUGCGUUGAUCCUGGGACGCACCAUUGCCGGCGUCGGAUCUGCGGGUGUGUUUUCAGGCGCAUUGAUCAUUAUGGCGGGAUUGGUACCCUUGGAGAAGAGGGCUAUCUAUAAUGCUGUUCUGAAUUCCAUGUAUGGCAUCGCGUCUAUCAUUGGACCUUUGAUCGGAGGCGUGCUGACCGAUAACCUGUCCUGGCGCUGGUGCUUCUACAUCAACCUCCCUCUCGGUGGCCUCUCUGUCUUUGUUAUCCUAUUUGCCCUUCGGCCAAAACAUAACAGCAAAAACUCGAGGACCUUGACGCUCACAUUCAAACAAAAGGUCGCCUACGUUGACAUCCUUGGCACCUCAAUCCUCAUCCCUUCUAUCGUAUGUCUUCUGCUCGCCCUGCAAUGGGGUGGAACGGCCUAUUGGUGGUCGAACUUCCGGAUACCGCUGUUGUUCGUCCUCUCUUUCACGCUUGGCAUCGUCUUCAUCUUUGUACAAUUUCGCCAACCCGGACCAAAUGCCACCCUGCCGCCUCAUAUUCUGAAGCAGAGGACGAUGGCGGCCGCAAGCUUCUUCACCGUGGCGCUCGCGGGCCCGUUCUUCAUAUUCAUUUACAGUGUGCCCAUCUGGUUCCAAGCAGUCCAAUCCACUUCCGCCGUCCGCUCCGGUGUACUGAUCAUCCCGCUCUGUCUGGGCGUCAUCGUCAUGUCUCUUGCCUCCGGAGUCGGCACAGCCCAGCUAGGCUACUAUGCACCCUUUUUCUACAUCUCAGCCGUCCUCCAGUCCGUCGGUGCCGGACUCAUGACGACGUGGACCGUGGCCACAAGCACAGCAGCACAGGUGGGGUAUCAACUCGUCUACGGUUGUGGAGUCGGCUUUGCGAUGAACCUGCCCUUUGUGUGUGCUUCGACGGUGCUCGCCGAGGGUGACGUCGCCAUCGGGACUGCCAUCAUCACAUUCCUCCAAACACUCUCCGGGGCUGUCUUUCUCGCGGUCAGCCAGAAUGUCUACUUGAAUCGACUGGCCUCGUCGCUGAGCCGGGGUUUGCCGGACCUUGACCCGAACCUGGUGUUGCACGUGGGAGCGACGGAGCUGAAAAAUGCCGUAUCGCCGGGUGACCUGGACGUGGUCAAGCACGCGUACAACGACGCUUUGACUUUCAUGUGGUAUAUCUCCGUGGCAUUGGCCUGUGUGACGUUGUUUGGUGCUAUGGGCAUCGAGUGGCGGAGUGUCAAGGGCAAAAAGGUUGGAGGGGGCGAAAAGGUGGGAGGGGAGGGCAGUAAGGCUGAAGAGGAGGGUAUCAAGUCUUCAGAGGAGGGCUGA
Molecule: messenger RNA, 1788 nt
Organism: Cladophialophora carrionii CBS 160.54
Lineage: Eukaryota; Fungi; Ascomycota; Eurotiomycetes; Chaetothyriales; Herpotrichiellaceae
Exons: 4
Coding region: 1-1788 (595 amino acids)
Biological process (GO): transmembrane transport
Molecular function (GO): transmembrane transporter activity
Source: RefSeq, a predicted model, not a curated record